Rhodofomes roseus is the source of this 726-nucleotide messenger RNA. RefSeq names its product putative phosphatase regulatory subunit. Gene Ontology annotation, molecular function: glycogen binding; protein phosphatase 1 binding. Gene Ontology annotation, biological process: regulation of glycogen biosynthetic process. The record is from RefSeq and is a predicted model, not a curated record. Bases 95 to 586 code for a protein of 163 amino acids. The transcript has 2 exons. Gene Ontology annotation, cellular component: protein phosphatase type 1 complex. Lineage: Eukaryota; Fungi; Basidiomycota; Agaricomycetes; Polyporales; Fomitopsidaceae.
GAGAUGUUCUUCGCCGGACCACCUCUGACUUAUCUGGGUGCGACACUUCUCUGGUCCAUGAAGUUACUCGUUCGCUGAUGCUGCGACACUUCACAUGCUCACAGCUCAAGAUGUGGCCGAUCUCCGACAACCGUCCCCGCACGCGAACGUGCACCUCGAAACCCUAACGCUGCCUCGCACCCGCCCACUUGCGCUUCGUGGCACGGUCCUCGUCCGGAAUUUGCACUUCGAGAAGCGCGUCGCCGUGCGGUUCACACUCGACAACUGGCAAACCACCAGCGAGGUUCUGUGUAGACACAUCCUGAACCUAGCAAGCCUGCCGUCGCUAGCCACCCAGAAAUCAUGCACGGUAGAUCUAACCGCGGAGAAUAUGGAUGGGCAGACAAAGGCGGGUGAGGGAAAAGGGAGUUGGGAUCGUUUCGGCUUCACGAUUCAGUUGGACUACGACCACCGGUUGGCCGACCACGCGCUCUACCUCGUCGUGAGUUACGCAUCUGGGACAGCCGAGUGGUGGGACAACGACGACGGGCAGAAUUACAAGAUCCGCUUUUGCCGCGCCUUCGUCGCCACCGCUCAAUCUCAAUAACGCGGGCGUUGUCAGGACGGGAUUGGCAGCUUUGGCACGGCAAUUGUGUAGCAGCGGACGUUCAGCACGCCGGCUCGACGCCGAUAACGAGCGAACAGCAUGCCGCCUACGCGGAGAGCCUACUGGCAUUUUCGCUGGCA